AUAAUUUAUACGAUAUAAACGACACGCCAGGUCAUCCGCAGUGUUGAAACAAAAAUGACCUGAACACAGCGGUACCAACUGCGAUAGCACAUGUUUGGUUUUUCCUUCUCACAGCUUUCUAGGAGUCCAUCGCAACACAACGGACUCGUGCUCGUACCGACUUCCAAUGCCUCGUUUUGGAAUUCCCAAGGCGCUAUGCCCAUAGCUACUCAGCAAUGCGCAAAACCUCCCUGAAUGAGUUGCUGGUUUCCUCCAGUCCUUGGCGGCACAUGAUAGGAGGUAGCCCACCGCUUGUGGGCAAUUUGGUUUCAUCAAGUUCAUCAUGCACUCCAGCGCCUUUCACUUCACUUUUCUCCUGGUUCAACUGUUUCACUUCUUUCGUUGGCCCGAAUUUGCGGCCGGUCUGCCUCGUAGCCUGAUCGGCUACCUCGAUGCUACCUAGAUGCUGGUACAUCGUCCCAAGCACUUGCGCGACCACCCUCUUCAUUGGAUCUGCGCAAGCUCAUAUGCAUGCAUGCGACUGUGCGGGCCGGUGCGACGGGCCACCACGGCGACACACACCAUCACCAAGCCACGUUCCCCCACACGGUUAUCAACCAGUCAGCCAACGGGUGUGAAGAAGGGUACAAACAGAUGAAACCAUAACAACAAUUGAUCUGCCGUUCUGUGAUGGUUGUUCUGCUGUGCCCGAGCUCCUUCGUUUCCAUGAAGACUCGAAGGGGUGGAUUCCGAUCUUUCAUCUAUGUCGACAGCUUCGCUUGAAAAUUGCGAUACUUGCCCAAAAUGCCGUCCGCCCGCCGUGCUGUCAAGAAAAAACGACGAUCUCAGACCACUCAAAAUGCCGUGCCAAAACCGCCCAAUCUGGGUGGCCGUAUAAUGUGGCUGCCCAAACUCAACGAGUUGAAGACACCGAGCGGACUUCCAGACGCCUGCCAUGAUCACCCAGUCAUCCUACUAUCCCCAAACCUUCUACCUAACAAUGAGGUUGUCGUCUUGAUGGUGACCUCCUUUGGCGGCAGAGAUCUCAAAACACGGCACCGGCAUAACUACGAAAGAUGGAUGAGGGCACACUACCUCCCCAUCGACCCAUCGCCUGCUCAUCCUGACGACCCAGACAAGAACGUGGUGCUGAAACUCGGCGGUGGUGCGGUGCUGAGGAAGAACUCGUGGGUAAACACGGAGACGCAGUAUCGGGUGAUCUUCUCCCUAUUGAGAAACUAUGACAGCAGGUCGGGGAAGCUCUUCGUGCUUAUGCCGGAGUCUUAUGGGAAGUUGAAGGAUUUUGUUGGGUUUAGGGAUAAUGAGAUCGUCGCUGGGCCGUCUGGGACAUCGGAACCGGGAGCCACACCGGCAGUAACACAGACAGCCACGCCCCCAUUGACUCCCGCACUCAGACCGGUAGUCGUGCCAGAACCAGUCCCGGAGCCGGCGACCCAGCUACCGGAAGUUGUCGAGCCGGCAAUGACACACGACUCGGACUCGGACACCACCAUUGUCGCAGAGGAUUAUUGGGAUGCCGAUAGAAGACGCCGCCGGGAGCAACUCCUCAACCAGCAGUCUGCCAUGCAGACCUACCGUCCUGUACCUCCACCGAAUGUGCCUGUAGCCCCGAGCAGGUCAAGCACUGUCCAGGCCCUUCGACAAGCCAACAACGAGCGAUCAUCCCUCCUCCGUUCACAGUCCCAAGUGACAGCACCCAAUCCGCCAUCGAAAUCGCAAGUACCGAUUCCAGUAACCAGAACAGGAUACGGAACCGUAUCAUCGUCAUCCCGUCCCGCCGCAGCAUCUCAUACCCCAAGAUCACAUGGGCAGGUUCGCUCCCAGAGCUAUGAGGCUCUAAUAAGAGCCCGGGCUCGGGCCUGGGCCCGGGCUCGAGCCGCUGCCAAACUCAAACUCGCCAUCCUCAAACGAAAGAAACCCAGACGUACUUGGUUUUCUCAGUUGGGCUUCCCCUUUCGAGUUGACUUUAUCUUCUUCGGUGUUGCUUCCACGGAUGUGUGGAACCGCGCUCGCGCUCAUGAUCGCGCUGUUGCGACUGCUCGUGCUCAGAUGAGACAAGGUGGAUAUGAAAGCAUGAUUACCGAGGCUGAAGUACGAGCUAUAGAGUGGGAGGUGAAUGCUGGAUCGGCGUAUGAGUAUGCGCGUAUUGCCCCCUCCGAUAGAGACGGGCAGAGGGGAUGUAAGGGGAGGCUGUCGGUGCUCGCGAGGGUUACGCUUGUUGUCGUGAUCCUGCUGGUUCAGGCGAUCUUGCUGGCGGCGGUCGUGUGGAGCGUGGUGCAAUGUGAGGCCGACACGGCGGUAGUUGAGUGGGUUGCGAGGGCGGCUGGUAAGGUGGUGGACGCGUGGGAGUUCCUUGUUUAUUGUUUUUGGUGGCUUGUUGAUUUGGUGGUGAACAUUGUUAUUGGGCUAUGGUGUUUGCUUUACGUUCUUAUUUGCUUAGCUAGUUGUUGUGGUAUAUAAUUGUACCUAGUAGGCACAACCUGCUUGAGUUGGCUCGAAAGGAACGGUGGCUCAAGCUAAGGAAGGUGCACGGUCGGGUCUGUUUGUUGCCUGGAACAUGAAUGUCACGAUGAUCGCGACUGCGACUUGGGAUUUUGAGGAAGGAAAGACCGCUGAAUUUAAGUUUGUUAGCUUACGGCCUGGUACUUAUCAGCAUUAGUCUCUGAAAUUAUUGUCUUCUCGUCUUUU
This is a messenger RNA of Neurospora crassa OR74A, 2688 nucleotides long. RefSeq lists its product as hypothetical. The record is from RefSeq and is a predicted model, not a curated record. NCBI's taxonomy places the organism in Eukaryota, Fungi, Ascomycota, Sordariomycetes, Sordariales, Sordariaceae. The transcript is spliced from 2 exons. The coding region runs from base 784 to 2460 and encodes 558 amino acids.